This is a messenger RNA of Trichophyton benhamiae CBS 112371, 981 nucleotides long. Its product is annotated as cation diffusion facilitator family metal ion transporter, putative. The transcript has 3 exons. NCBI's taxonomy places the organism in Eukaryota, Fungi, Ascomycota, Eurotiomycetes, Onygenales, Arthrodermataceae. Gene Ontology annotation, cellular component: membrane. Gene Ontology annotation, molecular function: zinc ion transmembrane transporter activity. Gene Ontology annotation, biological process: intracellular zinc ion homeostasis; zinc ion transmembrane transport. Bases 1 to 981 code for a protein of 326 amino acids. The record is from RefSeq and is a predicted model, not a curated record.
AUGGCUUUCACUUGCGGCCUGCCCUCGAUCUCGGUCCAGGUCCGGCUGCUGCUGGUGAUCGCAAUAUCGACCUGUUUCCUCAUUACAGAGCUGGCCGUUGGGUUCAAGACCCAUUCUCUCGCCCUCAUUGCAGAUGCAUUCCAUUACACAGGCGACCUCCUAUCAUUUGUCAUCGCAUACCUCGCUCAGAAGCAUGCAUCUGCGUUGGGGCGGGACAUAAUCCCUGAAGAGACGGGCAUCGAACUCGAGGCCGCCGAAAACCGCACCGCAAUUAUCCGGAUCGACCAAAAGGACGGGCGCCAUGUUUUGCCUCUGCUCGCUGCUUUUUUCAACAGCGUCUUCCUGCUAGCUCUGGGGCUUGCAAUUUUCUUGCAGGGUCUGGAGAAGUUUGUCCAUCUUGAUGAAAUCGCCAACCCACAGCUGGUCCUGAUAAUAGGUUGUGUCGGUAUCUUAACCAACGUAGUCUGUGCCUGUAUUCUCGGAGCGGACGGCCAUCAUCAUCACGGCCACAGCCAUGGUCACAGUCAUGGUCACAGUCAUGGUCACAGCCACAGCCACGAGCAUGAUCCCCAUGCUCACCCUCAUGAACAUCAUCACGAUAUAAGAAGUGACGAAGAGAAGCUUUCCCAUGGAACAGCUCUCUCCAUAAAAGCAGUUCUCCUUCACAUCGCUGCCGACGCUCUCAACAACCUGGCCGUGAUAGUCUCGGCGGCCAUUAUCUGGAAGGUGCCGACCCAGAGCUCACCUGAAGAUCGACCCCAUCACGACUCGGAGCAUAACCACUAUGGCAGCCCUCAUCCGAAGUACUAUGCUGAUCCAGCGUGCACCGUCUUCAUCGCCAUUCUGAUCAUGGCCAGUACGGGCCCGGUAGUGCUGCAGUCCGGCCGGGCGCUGGUGGCCGCUGCAACGGGGACAAGUGUCAAGGAGAUCCUGUCAGAUACUCAAUCCAAGGAGGAUAAAGAAGAAAAAAAUAAGGAGUAA